UAUCUCUAACAGGAACAACCACAUUCUCUAGGAGUAAAGUAAGUAAUUUGCUUUUCUACUACAGGGCAAUAUAACCAACUAAGACUUUCUCGAUCCAUGGUUUUUCAAGACACACUUCCUAAGUAAUUAAGUUCUAGAGAGAUUAAGCAAGCAGAAACUUUUAAAACGGGAAUUGCAUUCCAGAUCUAUUAUGUAUGCACACAUGGAUAAUGCAAGUGUCAUAUCCUUAAGUACAAAACGAUACUGAAAAACAGGAUUUUUAAAAGGAAGAAGGUAUACACUGCUGCCUUGGGUUUAAUACUUCUGAACCUUAAUAUAUUCAAGAGAAGAUGAAAGACCGCCUUCAAGAGCUUAAACUAAGAGCCAAAGAACUACAAUUAUUUGAAGAGAACAACCAUGCUAUUAAUGCUAUUAGAGAGGAACAAGGAGAAUUUGAACAAGCAGCUGUUAUUUUUGAAAAGGAGCCCAUAACUGAAAGGUACUUGCAUGAAAUACAACAACUUCAUAAUGACAUUAAUCGUUUGGCAACGGAUGUUCAAAAGUUUAAUCGGCAGCAGAAAAGUUUGAUGGCUUCCAUGAGAAGAUUCAGUGUGCUUAAAAAAGAAUGCAGCAAUACAAAAGCAAUUAAAGCUCAAGCAGAGCACAUUAAUAAAGGCUUGGAUGAUCUUUCAAAAAUAGUGAAGAGGGAAGAAAAAGAAUAUAGCUCAUCAUCUGCCCUUAGAAGAGUCCUCCGUUCUCAGCGUGCAGUCCUAUUCCAUCGUUUCCAAAACAUAAUGAUUAUGUACAAUAAUGCCAUAACAACCAAACAAGAAAAAUGUAAGGAUUUCAUUAUGCGUCAGCUGGUAGUGGCAGGAAAAGAAGUAUCGGAGGAAGAACUAACUAAUAUGGUUGAACAAGGGAAAUGGGAGAUCUUCAAUGAAAAUCUGCUCACAGAAGUCAAGAUUACUAAAGCCCAGUUAUCUGAGAUUGAACAAAGACACCGAGAACUGGUCAGUCUGGAAAAUCAAGUGAAAGACUUAAGAGGCCUUUUUUUUCAAAUCUCACUUUUGGUAGACGAACAAGGUGAAAUGAUCAACAGCAUUGAAAUGGAAAUCAUUAAUGCUCAGGAUUAUGUCCAAAUGUCAAGAGAAAAGUUCAGGCUGGCAGCUAAGUAUCGAAAAAAGAAUCCAUGCAAAACAUUGUGCUGUUGGUGCUGCUCCUGUUGCAAAUGAUUUGUCCUCUGGGCAAUUAAAACUAAAUAUUUAAUAGGACUAAAGAUGUUAUAGGGAAAGUGGGUUUGCUGUACUACUAAGAAUAUGUACAAUUUUUUCACAUGAUAUUUGCUUUCCUUAGUUCCAUGUCUCUAAUGCAGAAUUUGCUGAGAGAAGAAUUCACUAUACACUGAAAAUAAGAAAACGGAUCGCAUCCAAUGUUCACCAUGUCCUAUUCCUUGCCACAAUUGUGAAGAGGGGAAUAGUCUUGUCCUUUCUAAAUGCUGCUUUAAAAACAUGUGACACAAAGGAGUAUUAUUAUCAAUGCAUUAUGAUAUUACAGGUACCCGUGAAGCAGCUGUUUGAGACAAGAGUUACAGGAACUGGGCAUGGUGAA
Messenger RNA from Notechis scutatus (mainland tiger snake), 1587 nucleotides. It is a transcript of the gene STX19, whose product is annotated as syntaxin 19. Gene Ontology annotation, cellular component: endomembrane system; synaptic vesicle; plasma membrane. Gene Ontology annotation, molecular function: SNARE binding; SNAP receptor activity. NCBI's taxonomy places the organism in Eukaryota, Metazoa, Chordata, Lepidosauria, Squamata, Elapidae. The record is from RefSeq and is a predicted model, not a curated record. Gene Ontology annotation, biological process: exocytosis; synaptic vesicle fusion to presynaptic active zone membrane; intracellular protein transport.